Messenger RNA from Cladocopium goreaui, 1623 nucleotides. The record is from the annotation of a GenBank genome assembly. NCBI's taxonomy places the organism in Eukaryota, Dinophyceae, Suessiales, Symbiodiniaceae.
AUGAGCGAUUCCGGGACCAUACAGUGGGCGAACAGCGUGGCCUAUCCCCUGGAGCCAAGUGAUCUGGAACUGGGCAGUCCGAGCCAGGUUCCCUGGAGCGAAAAGAUCAAACAUCAAAUCCUUCUUUUGAGACUUCAGAGGCCGUAUUUCAUCUACUGCCUGCUGUGCUCGAUGAUUGCUGCCACAGCGUUCUUAUCAACAUUGAUAGACCUAUGCUUCGGUAGCGAGCGUGGUUGGCACGAUAUUUUGGAAGGCGGUACUUGGCAAAGUGCCUGUUGGUCCGCCGUGAGCUUGGCUCUCUUUGCGGAGGUAUUGUCAAACAUCUUCAUCAACUGGCCAGUGAAGAGUUUCUUCCAAGACUGGUGGCUGACCUUUGACCUGACCCUGUUGAUACUAACAGUAUCUGCUUGGGCACUGUCUCAUUGGCGGAGAGCAACAAUCAUGCGCGAAGAAGCUGAGGAGGCAGACCUUUGGCUCAUCUUCCUUCGCUUCGCCCUGCAGCCAUGCAGGGUCUUUGCUUCUGCCGCAAAUGCGCGGAAGGUGCAGCAAAUGCAGAAGGGUUGUGUGGACAUCAAAUUCGACGGACUCAGCCGUGGUAACGGUUCCCUAAGUGGAUCUGCCAAUCGGUGUAUGGACAACGGCAUUGAAUGGGGCUACAGUGCCAUGCAGGGCUGGCGUGAAAGGAUGGAGGAUGCCCAUUUGGCGAUUGGCUCUCUGCCCAGCACCAGUUCCCGUUGGCGCGAGACGUCGUUGUUUGCUGUGAUGGAUGGCCAUGGAGGAGAGCAAGUGGCGCAGUUCUGCCGUCGCCAUCUUCCAUCUGAGCUGGGUUUCUCCAGAGUGCAGGAAAUGGGCGAUUCCAUGGUCCGCGCCUUUCACCGUAUGGACGAGAGGUUGAUGGACCCUUCGGUGCUGGAGGAACUGAAGUCCCUGAGCAAUGGCGCGUUCAAUUCCUGGGUCAAUCCUGAAAUGAUGGGCUGCACUGCGGUCUGCGCGAUGGUUCAACGUGAUGCCAUCUGUGUGGCCAAUGCCGGUGACAGCCGAGCAGUUCUCUGCAGACGUGGCAAGGCCGUGGAAAUGUCUGAAGAUCACAAACCCAAUAAUAAAGCUGAAUUGGCUCGCAUCCUGAAAGCCGGCGGUGCGGUGCUACAGCAGCACGUUGGAAAUCACGUGCAUUAUCGAAUCAAUGGGAACCUGAACCUUUCUCGAUCCAUCGGGGACCUCCUGUACAAACAAAACGAGCAACUCUCGGCGCAGGAGCAGGUCAUUGUUUGCACGCCGGACGUCCGAUAUUUCCCUCGACAGGUCGAUGAUGAGUUUAUGAUCUUGGCCUGCGAUGGCGUGUGGGAUGUUCUCAGCAGCCAGGAGGCAGUGGACUUCGUCCGCGCGCGGCUGGGGAAGUUCAGCGAUCUCGCCUUCCGUCUGAAGGAGGGUCGCUUACGGCUGUCCUCGAUCGUCGAGGAGAUGCUGGACGCAUGUCUCUCACCCGACUUGGCUCAAACAAUGGGCCUCGGAGGUGACAACAUGACUGCGGUCCUCGUCGUGUUUACCGAUGCUGGUCGACAGGCCAAUUGGCUUGAGACUUCGAUGGUGCCUCCAGCGACAUGGAUGUGUCCAUACCGCUGA